Molecule: messenger RNA, 414 nt
Organism: Parastagonospora nodorum SN15
Lineage: Eukaryota; Fungi; Ascomycota; Dothideomycetes; Pleosporales; Phaeosphaeriaceae
Exons: 1
Coding region: 1-414 (137 amino acids)
Source: RefSeq, a predicted model, not a curated record
AUGUCCUGUACAUCCACUCCCAUACCCGCACCCCCAACGACCCUCACUUCCUGCGCCGUUCCCAUUGGCGGUUCGAACUCCUCCAUCCUCGACACCUGUUGUAAUGGCCACAUCAACGCCAUGGCGACCUACUCCGCCCCCGGCUCAUCAUCCAACGCCCGGUCAGGCAACGGAUGCUUCCAAUUCUGCGUCACCGACGACCCGGACUUUGUAUCUGGCUGCUUAACGAACACACUUGGGGAGUACGAAAAGGAUACACUGAACUUCGAAUGUUUCAACGUCGGGAGUGCCAAGAAGGAUCGUAGUGCGAGCGGGGGUGCCUAUGAGAGCGGGGGAGAGAGGGUCGCGGUGAGGUGGAGUGUCACGGUAUUUUUGGGCUUGGGGUUUGUUGGUGCGGUCUUGGGAAGUCUGUAA